This is a messenger RNA of Durusdinium trenchii, 582 nucleotides long. NCBI's taxonomy places the organism in Eukaryota, Dinophyceae, Suessiales, Symbiodiniaceae. The record is from the annotation of a GenBank genome assembly.
GACUCUAAUACAAACCAACAUGUCCGCCGCGCUUCGCGACUGCCUGAUCCAAUGGUUGGACACAAAUUCCGUGGCACAGGAGCUCGAUGCCUUUAUCAGGCAGCAUGCCGCCCAGUUCGAGGGGUCGGAGGAGCAGUGCCAUGGAGGCUUCGAGACCUUCCAGCGCUACGAAGCUUUGGUGGAUCGCCUGUUGAACGAAUUCCUGGAGGAGCACCGGAGAGACCUUCACCUCGCCGGGAUCGAAGGGUCCUCCUCCGUGCGGCGUGUCUUGCGCGCCUGGGCGGAGGAGGGUGGUGGGUGCCACUCGCAAGGGCUGGAGGCGUUAAUGAGGGUGACCUGCUACGAGGAGUACCUGGAAGCCUCCAUGUGCGCGCAACGCGCCGCAGAGCUGAAGGCCAAAGAAAUGCUUCAGCGCCUGGCGGUGCAAGUGGCCGGAGGCCUCGCAGCCGCUGACCCGGACGCGCGCCUCGAAGCGGCGACGACAGGGUCGCCUGCCUUCGUGCCACCUCUGAGAGGGCCGACGGCGACCGCUAGCCCGCCGUAGCUGUUGCAAAAGUCAGCUGGGCGCAAGUAGAGUCGGGG